Messenger RNA from Penicillium soppii, 897 nucleotides. RefSeq names its product sulfotransferase family protein. The record is from RefSeq and is a predicted model, not a curated record. The coding region runs from base 1 to 897 and encodes 298 amino acids. The transcript has 2 exons. Lineage: Eukaryota; Fungi; Ascomycota; Eurotiomycetes; Eurotiales; Aspergillaceae.
AUGUCCGCUGAGGACUCUACCAACCCUACUGGCUAUGCAUACAAAGGAUUCACUGGCUCAUACCCAGAAGCCAUUGCGGCUGAUAGUCGCGGGUCUAUCGCGUACCGGAACUGCUUGUACGUUUCCUUUUCAUCGCACUACGCAUUUCUAACAUUCACAUCUGAGGUUCUAGCCUUAUACCUUGCUUUACAAGAACUGGGAUACACUCCAUGGCAUAUGUGCGAGCCUGUCGAAAAUCCAAAAGUCAUGUACAACCAAUGGACGGACGCAAUGAACCGCAAGUUCUUCAAUUCGAAGCAUCCUUACGAACGAGAGGAUUUCGACCGCCUGCGAGGCAAGUACGACGCGCUUCUCGACAUCCCAGCAUGCCUUUUCUGGGAUGACUUCAAUCGACUCUAUCCAGAAGUGAAAAUAAUCCUUACUACCCGCUCCGCCGACUCCUGGUUCAAGUCUGUUCACAAUACCAUCAUACCAUGGCUCCAAAAGCCAUCCCUGAGCAUCCUGCAAUAUUUCGAGCGUAACCGACUGGGGCCUGAGCUGCGCAUGGUCAAAAUGGCUUACAAGGUGAUCUGCAACAACGACUACUCCAACAAUUUUGCCAAGAGGUGCUUUCUGGAGCACAAUGACCGGGUGCGAAAGGGAGUGAGGCCAGACAAAUUUCUUGAGCUUCAGCUGGGGGACGGAUGGGAACCGUUGUGUGCGUUUCUCGGUGUUCCUGUGCCGGAAAUCCCGUAUCCUCGAGUCAACAACACGAGCGAGUUCAAUCAAGGGGCAAGUCAAGCCGAUGCAGCCAUUCUGGGCGGGAUAUUCACUACAUGGCUGGCGUAUUGUGUCCUUGUUCCAGGGGUUGUACUUGGACUAUUGGUUUGGAGCAACGGACAUAAUGUCAUUUUUUGA